This is a messenger RNA of Mercurialis annua (annual mercury), 1654 nucleotides long. RefSeq names its product glucan endo-1,3-beta-glucosidase 14-like. Gene Ontology annotation, molecular function: hydrolase activity, hydrolyzing O-glycosyl compounds. The record is from RefSeq and is a predicted model, not a curated record. The coding region runs from base 137 to 1654 and encodes 505 amino acids. Gene Ontology annotation, cellular component: plasma membrane. Lineage: Eukaryota; Viridiplantae; Streptophyta; Magnoliopsida; Malpighiales; Euphorbiaceae. The transcript has 2 exons. Gene Ontology annotation, biological process: carbohydrate metabolic process.
UGUUCCAAACAUUAAUUAGUGCUAAAAACAGUCAUCUUGGGGGAAUUUGUUUUGUUUCUGCUAUUUCAAUGCAUUCUGUUAACUCCCUCCCUGCUAUAAAAACCACUCUCAACAAAGUUAACCAACUCACAAAUCAAUGUCUUCAUUCCCCUUCCUCCUCUUGCUCCUCUCGUUUUCCGUUUCGACUCAUGGAGCAGGUCAACUCGGGAUAAACUACGGCAGAGUGGCAGAUAAUUUGCCAACACCAACCCAAGUUGUGGAGCUUCUUAAAUCACACGGGAUCAACCGUAUCAAGAUCUUCGACACCGAAUCCACCGUGUUAAAAGCACUCGCUGAUUCACCAAUAAACGUCGUCGUUGCGCUUCCUAAUCAGCUUCUUCGUUCUACAGCAGCAGAUCAAUCAUUUGCUGAUAACUGGGUCAAAUCCAGUAUCUCUCAGUAUUAUCCCAGAACACAAAUUGAAGCCAUUGCUGUUGGUAAUGAAGUCUUCGUUGACCCACAAAACUCAACUCAAUUUCUCGUCUCUGCGAUGAAAAAUAUUCAUAACUCUCUUCUUAAGUUUAACCUUUCCGCCAUUAAAGUCUCAUCUCCUAUAGCUUUAAGCUCUCUCCAAAACUCAUACCCGGCGUCAUCCGGGUCCUUUAAACCCGACUUGAUUGAACCCGUUAUGAAGCCCAUGCUUGAAUUCUUACGUAAAACUGACUCCUAUUUGAUGGUCAAUGCGUACCCGUUUUUUGCUUACGCUGCCAACUCUAAAGAAAUAUCGUUAGAUUAUGCAUUGUUUAAGAAAAAUCCGGGCGUUGUGGAUUCCGGAAACGGGUUGAAAUAUUUUAGUCUUUUAGAAUCCGAACUCGACGCUGUUUAUAAUGCUAUGAAAGCUCUUAAAUACGACGACGUAAAGAUGGUUGUGACAGAAACUGGGUGGCCUUCCAAAGGUGAAGACGAUGAGAUUGGCGCAAGUGCGGACAAUGCGGCGUCGUAUAACGGCAAUCUGAUAAAAAGGGUAUUGACGGGAAAUGGGACUCCUUUAAGACCAAAGGAACCGCUUAAUGUUUACUUGUUUGCUUUGUUUAAUGAGAACCAAAAAACUGGGCCCACAUCGGAGAGAAAUUAUGGACUAUUUUACCCUAAUCAAGACAAAGUUUAUGAUGUGUCACUCACACAGAAACAAUCGUCAACGCCGGUCAACAAAAAUAAGACGAAAAAUCAAGAAUCGUCACCGCCGGUCAAUAAAAAUAAGACGAAAAAUCAAGGAUCGUCACCGCCGGUCAACAAAAAUAAGACGAAAAAUCAAGAAUCGUCACCGCCGGUCAACAAAUACACGACGCAAACUCUUCAGGUGGAUAACGGAGGAGGCGGAAAGGUGGCUAAGACGGCGGCCGGACAGACUUGGUGUGUAGCUAAUGGGAAAGCUGGCGAGAAGAAGCUACAAGCUGCUAUUGAUUAUGCUUGUGGUAGAGGCGGAGCCGAUUGCCGUCCGAUUCAAGUUGGUGCCACGUGUUAUAAUCCUAAUACUAUUGAGGCCCACGCUUCUUAUGCAAUUAAUAGUUAUUAUCAAAAGAAUGCUCGUGCUGCUGGCACGUGUAAUUUUGAUGGUGCUGCCUAUGUGGUUACUCAACCUCCUAGUAAGUACACGAUCAACUCUCCUAAUUAG